Molecule: messenger RNA, 589 nt
Organism: Xenia sp. Carnegie-2017
Lineage: Eukaryota; Metazoa; Cnidaria; Anthozoa; Malacalcyonacea; Xeniidae
Product: protein KIBRA-like
Exons: 5
Coding region: 87-497 (136 amino acids)
Biological process (GO): cell migration; regulation of hippo signaling; regulation of DNA-templated transcription
Cellular component (GO): cytoplasm
Molecular function (GO): kinase binding; molecular adaptor activity
Source: RefSeq, a predicted model, not a curated record
AACACCGUAGUUAACGAUGAUAUGUAAAGAAUAUGGCGAAGAAUAGUUUCAUGUAGUGCGUUGCUUAUCGUUUUUUCUAAUAUAUCAUGCGAAGAAGCAGUAGUCACGGCGAAGUUCCAUUACCCGAUGGUUGGGAAAAGGGUGUCGAUUCGGCCGGACGUACAUAUUUUAUUGAUCAUGUCAACAAGAAUACGACUUGGAUAGAUCCUCGCGACAGGUUGACAAAGCCAAUGACCUUUGCUGACUGCGUUGCUGAUGAACUACCAUUUGGCUGGGAAGAAAUCACAGAUGCAUGUAAUAGAACAUAUUAUAUUGACCAUAACACUGGUAGUACACAUCUUAAAGAUCCAAGACGGCAAUGGCAAACAGAACAAGAGCAGAUGCUUAAAGAUUAUUUAAUGGUUUCCCAAAACAACAACCUACAAGCAAAACAGGAUGCUUUGAUUAUGAAGCAACAAAAAUUGCAUUUGGCAGAAAAAGAGGUAUUACAAAACUGAGGUUUUUCACUGUUAAUUUAUGAACUUUGUACAUCUUUCUGGUAUAAAGUCUAAAAAGUAUUUUAACUUCCUGCCAGUACUUGUAUCUGAUG